GCAAAACCUCAAUCUAACCGUUGGGGUUUCCCCGCUUUCUCAACUCUCCCCUCCCCCCCAAAUCCUCGCCGCCGCACCACCUCGGAGAAAGAGAAGCCCCGGCCGCCGCCGCCGCCGAGAGAAGCCAUGGCCACCACCCGGCCCAUCGCCAGCGCGGAGGCCUCGCCGGCAUCCCAGGCGAAGCGCCGCGGCCGGCCGCCCAAGGCCCCGCUGGCGGCCGAGGUCGAGGCGCCGAGGACCCCGUCGCCCGUGUCCCCGCUGACGGCCGCGGCGGAAGGCUACGAGCGGGAGCGGGAGGCGAGGAUCAAGGAGAACAUGGAGCGGAUGCAGAAGCUCGGCCUCGUCGACCUCGCCACCCGCUUCAACCAGUCCGCCACCCCCGCCGGCGCCGGCACCGGCACCGGUCGCGGCCGCUGGCGACGGAGGCCGGAGACGCCGGGCUCCCCCGCCGCCGCCGCUCCCAGGAUCAGGACCGCCUCCCCGAUGCCGGCGCGCCGGUCUCUCAGGUUGAAGAGCGUGGAGCCAGUUAGAUAUGUUGAAAUUUGCGAAAAGAAGGAGAAGGGUCUUGAUGGUGGAAGGCCUUUCUCUAUUGAGGAAGGGUGCAAGGAAGAAGUUUACACUGAAGAGCAUGAGAAGCUUUUAGGUACAUGUGGCACACCCUGGACUCUCUUUGUGGACGGUUAUGGCAAGGACGGUAAGCGCAUCUACGAUCAAGUGAGGGGCCAAACCUGUCAUCAGUGCCGCCAGAAAACUCUGGGUCAUCAUACAAGAUGCUGUAACUGCCAGAUUGUCCAAGGGCAGUUCUGUGGAGAUUGUUUGUACAUGAGGUAUGGUGAGAAUGUGCUGGAAGCUAAGAGCAACCCUAAUUGGACAUGUCCAGUUUGCCGUGGCAUUUGCAAUUGCAGCAUCUGCAGAACUAAGAGAGGGUGGUUCCCUACUGGCAAUGCGUACCGGAAGGUUGUCAGGCUUGGGUACAAAUCUGUGGCACACUAUCUCAUUGCAACAAAUCGAGCAGGAGCAAACUCAGGGGAUUCAAGCUCAGCUGACUCCUCAAACGAGCUGCCAUCUGCUGGCGAGGUCUCUGAGCACAAGGCACCAGUUGCCAAGCAGGAUGCUGAUCUGAGCAGCAACGCGAUGAAUGAUGCUGGUGAAGUUGAGCAGAAGGAAGGGAACAUGAAGAAGAAGGCAGCAGCUGUGAAGGAUGAAGCCAAGGCCCCGAGGAAGAAGAUCACUGCUGAUGUGGUCUUCAAGGAUGAUGGCAGGAGCGAGUCCGGGGUGACAUUUGAUUCUCUGGAACGUCACCAGGAUGUCGGCUGCGUCACUCCAUCUAAGCCGGAGCCGAAGAAGAAGAGGAAGUGGGUCGAAGCAAGAAGCCCUGACUGCGUCGCGAGCAGGCUGCGCUCCCGGUCUGCUCCCAAGUCAUGAGCACUUGAUCAUAUGAGGGCCGACGACUCCUUUUGCGCAGGCGAUUAUCUGUCACUGGCAUGAUUCUGGUUGGUGGUGUGUUUUGGUUUGUUAGUCGUCGUCGUUUAGUUGCUGUAGGUAAUUGCGGGAAGCAAUGAUGGAUGUGCCUGGUGUGGUGUGGACCUAUAUGACCCCUCCAUUUUGUUGUGACCUAGACGCUCUGGUUUAUCGUGUUGGCCAAAUCUCUA
Messenger RNA from Aegilops tauschii subsp. strangulata, 1652 nucleotides. RefSeq lists its product as uncharacterized. NCBI's taxonomy places the organism in Eukaryota, Viridiplantae, Streptophyta, Magnoliopsida, Poales, Poaceae. Gene Ontology annotation, biological process: regulation of DNA-templated transcription. Gene Ontology annotation, cellular component: nucleus. The record is from RefSeq and is a predicted model, not a curated record.